This is a messenger RNA of Lodderomyces jiufengensis, 2769 nucleotides long. RefSeq names its product stress-responsive transcriptional activator (gene MSN4). Lineage: Eukaryota; Fungi; Ascomycota; Pichiomycetes; Serinales; Debaryomycetaceae. The coding region runs from base 1 to 2769 and encodes 922 amino acids. The record is from RefSeq and is a predicted model, not a curated record. Gene Ontology annotation, molecular function: DNA-binding transcription factor activity, RNA polymerase II-specific; sequence-specific DNA binding. Gene Ontology annotation, cellular component: nucleus. Gene Ontology annotation, biological process: regulation of transcription by RNA polymerase II. The transcript has a single exon.
AUGUCACUGGAUUAUUAUCAAUCAAUAUUUGAGAAUACUACAACUAAUCCAACAAAUAAUCUAACAGCAAAUAAUUCAAUUUAUAAUACAAUAUAUGGUAAUUCAAAUAUUAUUAAUAAUAAUAAUAAUAAUAAUAAUAUUAAUUCACAAAACUUCAAUCAAUAUAAUUCAAUAACUAAUAAUAAUAACGAUUAUGAGGAUUUAUUAAAAAUUGAUUCAAUAAAUAAUAAUAAUAAUAAUAAUAGUAAUAGUUCUAAUACUAAUAAUGGGAAUUAUACUUCUAUUAAUGAAUUACCAUCAGCAAUUCAAAAUUCAAGUUCGAAUUAUUCACCAACAACUUCAUACAAUUCUCAAAAUUCAUCAAUAACUAAUUCUUCUUCUUCUUCAAGAUCUCAACCAUCUACUUCUUCAACUUCAAAUUCAAAUUCAAAUACAAAUCAAUUGAUUGAUUCGGUGCAAUUUAAUGAUGAAAUAUUUUUUAAAAAUAAUUAUUUCCAUACUUCAUCUUCAAUAAACAAUGAAUUAGAAUUAAUGAGAAAAGAACAACAACAAGAACAAGAUAAAGAAGAUUUUAAUACUAAUAACAAUAUACCAUCAGAAGUGUUACAAUUAAGAAAUUUUAAAAAACAUCAAGAAUUUUUAAAUGAUAUUAUAGUUGAUAAUAAUAAUCAAAAUAAUAAUAAAUUAGAUGAAGAACAAAUUAGUAAUUUAUCAACAAGUUCUUUAUUAAAUAAUAAUAACAAUAGUAAUUAUCAAAAUCAACGUGGUACUCCAAAUACUUCAAUAAGUUCAAUAUCUUCGUCAACUUCAACUAAUUUAUUAAAUUUAGGAGGUAAUGAUCAUCAACAACAACAACAACAACAACAAAUAACUCCAAAAAUUCCAACGACUCCAAGUUUUCCACAAUCUAAUUUUCCAAAACCAGCACCACCAGCACCACCACAACAACAACAACAACAGAGUCAACAACAACAUAAAAGACAAAAUUCAAAUACUAUUCCAAUUGAUCAAUUAACUUCAUUAAGUUUAAGAACUCCAAUCAAUAACUUAAAACAAAGUCCAUUGGAUUCAUUAAUGAUUGAUCAAUUACAAGCGCAACGUUUACAAAAUUUACAUCAACCUAAUUUUGAUCAAAUACAAGAAGAUAAUAUUACAGAACAACAAAUUUAUCAACAGCCACAACCACCACAACAGCAAGUACAACAAACUUCUCCAUUAUCAUUAGAUCAAUCAUCAAGUUUGAUUAACUUGGAUCCUAAGACAAUUGCUGAAGCAGCAGCAGCAGCAGCAGAAGCAUGUUCAGGCUCAACUAGAAAUUCCAUAGGCUCAAAUUCAUCAAAUAAUGAAAAUAACACUAAUAAUAAUGAUGAAGAAUUAAUGAAUGAUGAAGGUACUAUAAAUCCAUUACAGUUAUUUAAUUAUAAAUUAACUACAUCAUUAUCAUCACCAAGUUUAAGUACUAUACUUGGAACAAAGCAACAAAUUUCACGUCAAAAUUAUCAACAACAACAACAGUUCCAGCAACAACAACAACCACUACAACAACAGCAACAAAUCCAAUUCCAAAAACAACAACAACAAAUCCAGCAAUUCAACUUACUCCCCUCACAAAACCAACCACCACAACAACAACAACAGUACAUUCAACAAAACUCUUCAAUACCUCAAACUUUAACAUCACCACUUCAACAGAAAUUCCCUUCAACACACAAUAGAAGUGUAUCAACGUCCCAAAUAGAUUUCAAAUUUUCAGAUGAGACAUCAUCAUCAUCAUCAAAUUUAAAUGAUUGGUUUACUGGUAUAAAUUCAACUACAACUUCAACAACAAAUAAUAAUAAUUCAUUAAAUGCAAUAAUUGAUGAAAAUUUAGAUUUAGAUCCUUUAAGUUCAAUAACAAAAGUUCCAAUAAAACCUUCAUCAAAACAUAGAUCUUAUUCUUAUACUAAUGGAAUGCAUAGUAGUAGAAAUAAUACAAGAAGAAAUUCUAUACAAUUUGGGAAUAUUAAUGUUGGUUCUUCACAAAAUUUUGUUAAUUCUUUAGGUAGUGAUUCAAUUGAACAAAUCAAUCAAUUUCAACAACCACCGCCUCAACAACAACAACAAUCACCACAAUUAAAAGAACAACAACUUACGACAUCUUUACAAAAUUCACCAACUAAUUUAUCAUCAUCAACUUUCAAUAUUAAAGAAGAUGAAUUUUUAAAUAAUUCCAAUUAUAUAAUUGAUUCAACCAAUCAAUUACCAGUUCAACAAAAGAAAAAAAGAAGAAAAAGUUCAGUAACUAAUCCAAAAACUUCAACUUCAACAACUACAUCAACUACAGUAAAACAAGAAGAUCCACAAUUCCAAACCCAUUCCCCAUCAAUUUCUCCAACAACUUCCAACACUUCAAAACCCAAACCAACAAAAUCAAAAUCAAAAAAAGAUCCAAAAUCAAUAACAAUAACAAAAGAAUCAUCAUCAACUUCAGAAUCAUCAACUACAACAAUUUUACAAAAUCAACAAGGUUCAUUUCCCUGUAUAGAUUGUGAUAAACAAUUUAAAAGAUCAGAACAUCUUAAAAGACAUAUAAGAUCAGUUCAUUCAAAUAUUCGACCAUUUUGUUGUAAAUAUUGUGAUAAAAAAUUUUCAAGAUCUGAUAAUUUAGCUCAACAUUUAAAAACUCAUAAUAAAAUUGAUUCUCAAGGUAAUUGUUAUAUUGUUUAUGGAAAUAUUAAUAAUCAUAAAAGAGAUAAUAAAAAAAAUGGAUCUAUUAGUAAAAAAAAAUAA